GGAAGCGGGCGAAGUGGCGGGGCGGCCGAGCGCAGGGCCGUGAUUGGAGGCGAGGAGAGGCGGCCUGGCUGGGGAUGUGGAGAGCGGGGAUGGCUGCCGGCGAAGGCCUGGGAGCCGCGCUCAGGACGGUCCGGGAGCAAGUGCAGCAGGCGACGGCCCGGAGGCCUCAGAGCUUGCCGGCCAUCCAGCCCCGCCUGGUUGCAGUCAGCAAAACAAAGCCUGCCGAGAUGGUCAUUGAGGCCUACAAUCUUGGGCAGCGCAGUUUUGGAGAAAACUACGUCCAAGAAUUACUGGAAAAGGCAUCAGACUCAAGAAUUCUCUCUUCGUGUCCAGACAUUAAAUGGCAUUUCAUAGGCCACCUGCAGAAAAAUAAUGUCAACAAACUGAUCGGGGUGCCUAACCUAUUCAUGCUGGAAACUGUGGAUUCCCUUAAGCUGGCAGACAGAGUGAAUGCUUCUUGGCAGAAGAAGGGCUGUUCAGAGAAGCUAAAAAUCAUGGUUCAAAUAAACACUAGUGGAGAAGACAGUAAGCAUGGGCUCCCUCCUGGAGAAACAGUGACGACAGUGGCGCACAUCCUCCAGAAAUGUCCUGGCCUAGAAUUUGUGGGCCUGAUGACCAUUGGCAGCUUUGGGCAUGACCUCAGCAUGGGGCCCAAUCCUGACUUCCAGAUGUUGAUAUCUUUGCGUCAGGAGAUGUGCGACAAGCUCAAUAUCCCCAUUGAAAAGGUUGAGCUCAGCAUGGGGAUGUCUACAGAUUUCCAGCAUGCAAUUGAAGUUGGAUCCACCAAUGUUAGAAUUGGGAGCACUAUCUUUGGAGAACGCGAUUAUUCCAACAAACCUUCCAGCGACAAAGCCCCAAGAGAGAUUAAAGACAAACUGGAGAAUUUGGCGGUGCAGGAGCAUUAGCUGAUGAGGCCCAAGGGAUUUCCACAGCUGAGGGAAUCCGGUCUGGUGGACUUUACUAUGCACUUGACUUUCCCUUUGCGCUGACAGCUGUGGGGCACUAUCAGGUAACCAGAGAGUGUCGUAGGCACUUCGUCACCUGUAACUUUAUUCCUGUGUCCAUAGAUUGGAUUUUUUUUCUUAAAAAACCAGCAAAUCAACACCUGUGAUUGACAAGUGACUUAUGGUACCUUAGCUACCAUGACUUUAGAUAACUAUACCAGAAAACCAGCUGACUUAAGCCCUACUAGGUUUGGACAGGAAACAUUUUCAGCCAUAACCAUUUUACAUUGAUAACUAACCGGAUAAAUGUUUCUUUUUGGGGGGGGGUUUCCCCUUAGGCUAACCAUCCCUCUUUGCAGAGAUACCUUAAGAUCAUCCUCCAUUGUUCUCAUUCUCCCAUGAAUGCUUCCUUGGUGACUGGUUGUGUAUUAAUAGGAGCUGUGAAUUAACAUAAGCAAUUUUACAAUGUACUAACACUGUAUUUGCUGUGCAUUAACAGAAGCACUUUGACGAUGGUCUUGCUUAGACUUUUAAUGGUUUCUUUGCACAAAAGAUUAAUAAGGAUCCAUCUGUAAGCAUAAACUAGUGAUAGUCUUUUGAGCCAUAGACCUGAAAGCUGAUUAGGAUGAAUUCAUCCUCUGAAUAUACAAAAUUAAUCAUAGACAACAUAUCACAUUUUUGUUUCCUUUUUCUGCUUUAUAAGCCCAACCCACCCACCUCCCACACCCUCAGCAAAGCAAAAUGAUGGUUGGAAGUUUCUGGCUCUGCCGCUGACUUGCUGUAUAAUCCUGGCCAAGUCACAUAACCAUGCUGUGCCUGCAUCCCCUCUAUGAGAAAUGGGAUUGACCUACCUCACGUAGCAAACCCAAAGGUUUGCCAUGCAUGGAAAGUUAUUUGAAAUGCCUGCUUGUUACCAUCAGAGGAAAUGCAGUAACGAAUGGAGAAGGCCAGGCGACAUCUCAGCAGCCCACAAUGGUGUACACAAUUGGUCUGCAUUGGCAUGUGUGAGAGAAAUAGGGCACCGGGAGAAGCAGGCCUGCACAUGGCAUGUAAUUAAAAGUAUUGUCACCCCAUGUUACAAACCACCCCCUAAGUUGGAAAACAAAAACAUCAUCAUCUUAAAUGCAGGGUCCCAAGUGGCAAAACCUAACAAGGAGCUGUGUCCCAUCUGUACAUAUUGCUCUGUCACCUUUAAAAGAAAUCCUGUUAAACCAGCCAUGACUCUGCCUUUAUGAAUAUAUCAUCCAACGAUUCAUCCUCCUUCUGCAGCACCCCUCUCUCAGUGACAAUGUUUACAGUGGAGUCUGUUUUUGUAUCUUAAUAUGUUGACAAUCUACUUCUACUGCUGCUAUAAAUGACUUUAGAUCCUAUAGAAAUAGGCCUCCUCCCUUAGACCCGCCUUCUCGCUUUUCCCUAAUGCAGAAAAAGCUUCCAGCAUUGCGUGAUUUUGGGUUCAUCUAAGUAGCUCACUAAGGGAGAAACCAUCAAUCAGUGGUGUAGAAUAUAGUUCUCAGACUUUGGUCUUCUAACAUUUGGGGGGAUUCAGUGCUUAGAAUCUCCAAACUUUGGCCCUGUAACCUUGAACUUUGCAGAAGUUCAAAAUCCCUAGACCUUUGGGGGGACAAAGGCUGUGAACCAUUGGUGUAGAAAUCAUGCUUUGAUUCAUGCAGGUUUAGUCCCCAUCAUUUCUGGCAAAAAAAGCUCAGGUUAUAGAUGUUGGGAGUGAUUUCUGCAUAUAUCUUGGAAAAUUAUGCUAACCAAUAGUCUGACUUGGUGAAAGGCAGCUUCCUUCGUCCCUAGAUGUGGGAGUCACUUUGUUUUUCACACCCCAUGGAUACAACUGCAGAGAACAAGGCGCACCAUCCACUUCUAGUGUCCAACGCCGUAGGUGCAGUGCUAAACACCGUCCCAGCUGCUCUCUCCCCUGAGCUCCACAGUGCAGUGUUUUCAUUGUGUGUGAAGAAAACUAGUUGUGGAUCCAAAUACCGUACCAUCUGUGCCAGUUACUAAGCUAUUAAAGAUGUUAUUUUUUCCUGA
Molecule: messenger RNA, 2981 nt
Organism: Anolis carolinensis (green anole)
Lineage: Eukaryota; Metazoa; Chordata; Lepidosauria; Squamata; Anolidae
Gene: plpbp
Product: pyridoxal phosphate binding protein
Exons: 8
Coding region: 75-905 (276 amino acids)
Cellular component (GO): intracellular anatomical structure
Molecular function (GO): pyridoxal phosphate binding
Source: RefSeq, a predicted model, not a curated record